Oldenlandia corymbosa var. corymbosa is the source of this 2566-nucleotide messenger RNA. Lineage: Eukaryota; Viridiplantae; Streptophyta; Magnoliopsida; Gentianales; Rubiaceae. The record is from the annotation of a GenBank genome assembly.
GAUAUUCCAAAAUUCGACUUAUGAAACUGAAAACACCUUACAAUUAUGAUAAAUAUAUGUUCGUCCAAUUUUUAUGAUAUAGUUUUGAAAUUGAAACAUUAGACGAUGAAAACUCAACAAGGCAGAUACUGACCAAUAAUUACCAGUCUACUUAUUUUUACUGAGAUUAGUCUUUGGGGCUAAACUUACACAGUUCAGAGCCUCAUUCUCUCGUCAAGGGAGUAGAGGAACGCAGAGACUCUGCCUUGCUCGGAAUCGAAAUUGCUCCCAGUCUUACGGGAGCUGUUUCUGAGCUGGAUUACCCGUCGAUCGUGAUGUCAAUUUUGAGGUCUUGAUUUCGGAAUUGUCGGAUUUCUGAUACAGAAGAAGAUCCGGUAUCAAGGUUUAAAGUACAAUAUUCGAAUCAUUUCGCCCCAUGGAAUCAGGUCCUCAUCUUUUAGCAAUCUCACUUUAUUUUAAGUUAAUUUCUUGCCUUUGCGUUUUGAGGUUCUUUUCAAUUCUAAUUGAAAGUGUUUUAAUUGGAAAAUUGGAACUCUAUGUAGAUAACUAGGUUAGCACAAGAGUGAUGUUUCUCCUUAUAUUUGUUUCUUUCUUUUUUGUUUGGUUGAUAGUGAAAGAGGAUCAAAAGAUAGAGAGUCUAGAGAUUGCUCCAUUGGACUUCAUCUCCACAUUACCUGAGACCAUCAUUCAUUACAUCUUUUCUUUUCUUCGUGCCCGGGAUGUUACUUCUACUUCGGUGCUAUCGAAGACUUGGCAUCGAAUUUGGUCCUGUUAUCCCAUUGUUGUUUUUCAUUUUGCAUAUGGUAAUGUUGCCGUGGAACAAUUGCAAUCUCCGGAUAGCUUGGGUCCAACAAUGCAGAAAGAUGAAUAUUUGGGUCUUAUGGAAAAAUCAGUGUGCCGGCGCCUUGAACAGGACUUUCCUGUGCAAAGAUUUCAGCUGUACACUGACUUCCCUGAUAUAAAAUUGUUAUCUGCCAAAAUGGACGAGUGGGUUAGUAUGAUAGCUCAAAGGAAUGCUGCAGAGCUUGCUCUCUCCAUUGAUUCUGUGACUGAUUCUGUUAGAUAUUACUAUAAAGUUCCCGAGUAUGUUUUUAUUGCUCGUUCGCUUACAAUUUUAAGCUUAAGCGGAUGUAGAUUUGAGGGGAGUUUGAACAUAAAACUUCCGUACCUGAAGAAGCUUUCUUUAUCUCAUUCUUUCUUUGUGGACAAGUUUACAUUCAACAACAUUCUUUCUGGAUGCUCGGUCAUUGAGUAUGUGAAAGUGUCAUCCUGCAGAGGGAUGGACAGCCUUAUCUUCAUUUCGGGUUUUUCCCAUUUGAAAACUUUUGAGUUUCUCUACUCUGAUGAGGUUGAUAGUAUCAGAGUUGAUGUUUCUAAUUUGCUUACAUUUUCGUUUGCAUCACACUUGGGUCGUUGGCCAAGCAGUAUAGACUUGACCACCUCUAAAGCACUGAAGGAGUUGAUAUUAAGUGGGAAGAAUUUUGCUGUUGACUUUGCGGUACAACCACUCGUAUCUCAACUUCCAGCCCUUGAAGUCUUGGAAUUGCGGAACUGGACUGGAUCCAGGGAAUCUAUGAUUUCAAGCCAAAGCCUGAAGAAGCUGGUCUUCAGAUAUUGUCAUCACUUGAAAGACAUCCAACUUGACACUCCUAAUUUGGAGUCCUUUGAAUACUGCAAUUGUGAUGAGCCAUUUAUACCGAUCAAUGUCUCAAAUGCUAUCCAAAUUCACUUGAGGUUUGCACUUAGGGGAGACACUGUCAAUUGGCUGGUUAAACUGCAGCAGUUUCUUUCAAGAUUAAGCUACACUGAGGAUUUGAAUAUUAUCAUCUUCCGUCGUUCAGCGAACAUGAUUAUCCACGAGAAAUUUAGCGAGUUCAGCUUUUCUACUCUAUGCCAUUUCAUGGAUCCAAAUUACAUAUGCAUAUCAUCAAGAAGUUACACUGAUCUUUUGGAUGAAUUAUUUCCACUAGCAUACCCGAAAUCUAUUUGUGUCAUCCACUCUAACGAAAAACUCAUGAAGUUGCUGUCAGAGAAGGUGGAAAAGCUCCGAAACGACCCAAGGUUGUCACCUAAACUAGUUGGUUUUCACUCUGUUGAGGUUGGUACUUCUGGAGAUACAAGCCCUUUGUUUGAUGCUGCCACACAAGUUCUCAUAAAAACACAUUCAACCGGUCUGUUUAGACCUUCUGCAAUCAUGGUAGAAUGGGGGCAGUUUGUACGUAGAGGUGUGGUUACAUUUUAAUGCACUGAUAGCCGGGAAAACUUUGAAGCUUGAGCCAAAAUUGUGUUGUAAAGUUUUGUUUUCAGGAAUAUUGAAUUGAUGCUUAAAUGUAUGAAUUGUUAAACUUAACCUUACUCUUUCUAUCGAGGCUAGAAUCUCUGAUCUUGUUGGGAGCAAUAGAGGUGUUCGUAGUAGUAUAUUGGUGAUAGGUUGCAAACCGAACCCACGGUGCUGACUUCUAAUUCUUUGAAUGUGGUCAUAAUUCUAUGAACAUUCAAAGUUUACAGUUCUAUUUGUCCAUCUUACACCUCUGCGUCUCUGUGUAACUUGCUCUUUCUUUUUUCC